Molecule: messenger RNA, 2724 nt
Organism: Neurospora hispaniola
Lineage: Eukaryota; Fungi; Ascomycota; Sordariomycetes; Sordariales; Sordariaceae
Exons: 2
Coding region: 348-2528 (726 amino acids)
Molecular function (GO): protein binding
Source: RefSeq, a predicted model, not a curated record
GUAUCCUUGCUAUCCUCCCUAGACGGUACGUUACCGCACGUAUAUGAAGUCUGCCGUCGAAAACCGCCGCUCCGUCUGCAUUUGACUAUCAUUUCGCCCUUACUAGCGUCAACGCCCCAGUUCAUCAUCACACAAUGAACAACCCAUGCCAUGAGCUUACGGCCUUUGUUGAAGAACGUGGCCGGGUCGCCAUGUGGCAUCUGGGUACUCUUCGGGGACAAACAUGGGCGGAAACCCAGAUAUAUGAUGGCACAGGUCCCCGAAGAGGAACUACAUCCCAGAAGGAAAACAUCACUCUCUCGGCCUCAGUGAGAUAAUCAUCCCGGUCCUUCUUAUAUUCGUCUAAUAUGUCCUCGCUCGGAAACUCAUCCUCCAAGGCUUCGCCUCGGGGCACAAGGAUUGGACGGCCUCCUCAGUGGACCGUGUCGAGGUCACGGAAGCUGGCCAGACUGUAUGUCUAUACGACCUUGUCCAUCGGAAGGAUCAUUAAAGUAUUAGAGGAUGAUCUCUUCGCCCCCCGAAAAAACUCGGCCCAAAAGACAGUGCAUAAAAUGCUUGACCAUGACCCCCGUCGUCUGCGGCCUGAGUCACGCGUUGAGAUGGAUCAACGCAUUGACAGUCUCUCAAAGUCUACCAUUCGGAAGCGAACACCGGACAAUGGCAUUGGCCGACCACAUCCUAAUGAGGUUCAGCGAAGGAUAUCCGACUGUUCGACGCUAUACGCCGAGAAGGUGCGCACUUUACUGGACAACUUCACGAUAGCAAGCGGGUCGGAUCUUGAAGACAUACAACGACACUCUUGGUUGGCUGAGUCUUGCGAGUUUCCAGUUACGGACAUUGGCGCCGUCGGGGUUUCUCCCACACCGGGCUAUGCGGUACCAGGUGAUUUCCUGACUGCCCAUACCUUGAACUGUGCUGAACUUCCAGCAUCCGGGCAUGGUAGUGGGACUUGCUGGUGCGCAAUAGUAGCGGAAACGACAAGAGAAGAAGGCUCAUGGUUGAUACCAACCGGAAAGAUACGGGACAAAGUUAGCGACCUGGUCAGAAAUCCAUCACCGGAGGUAUGCCAGUUGCAUGACCCCUUUAGAAACACCCUGCUUCACUUGUUUUCUGCCACAAGUGGCUGUCAAGCGCAGUUGUUUCGGCUCCUACCAUAUGCCGGUAACGCCUUGGGCUUCACCAACACUGCCAACCAGACAUUUCUUCAUGUUUUGAGCCCCGAAUGGUUUACCAACGUUCCAAGCGCCUCGUCGUCUUUGCGAAGACUUCUUGACGUCGUCCGUCCCUCUAAUCCGGACAUCUUUCACGUCACCGAUGUCUAUGGCCGCACCUUCUUCCACCGGGCGGCAUCCCUGGUAGCAGACCGGGAGGUUUUGACCGAUAUCCUAGCAUACUGCAAUAUUGCCAUUCCACUAUCUCGAGAUGCAUUCGGCUUUGACCCAGUCGUCAAUGUCCAGCCGGACCCGACCGUUCUACAAUCUGAAAGUACCAUCCAGGGUAACCCCAUCUCCUACACCCCUCACCAACUCCCCAUCGGCUCGAGCAUGCCGUCCAGAGUCCCCUCCCCCAGCGUCAGCGUUUCUGGUAUCCCCUCUGGAGCAGACGAAGGGCCCUUUCUAACCUACCAUGCCCGCUUAAUCCGAAUCAUACACUCGGCCUAUCCCAAUUCUCUUGUCGAGGACACCGAAGGUCGUAACGGCUUGCACUGCCUGGCAGAAGCCAUCAUCAACCAACAAAGCAUGGACAAACAACGUUCCGCCCUAUCAAUCACCUCCAGUAGCCGUCCCCAUAGGCGUAGCACACAUUCAUCACUCGCAUCGGAACUCAUUCCUAUCCACGUCAUCCAGUCAACUGGCCACACUUCCCACCCUUCUCCUGUCACGAGUACCUUCGGGAUAGUGACAGAGCACGAAAACCCCCUUCCGUCUCGGCUCCGCCACUUACGCUCCCUCCUUCAUCCUUCCUCUGAGCAUAGCGCCGUAGGCGUAAACCCAAACGCGUAUGACAAAUCUGGCUGCACUCCCCUUAUGGCCUUCAUCCAGCAUAUUCCUGAUCACGAAGACGAUAAAUCUUGCACUCUCCAAACCAUCCUCGAAACACUCAUUAGAGGUGGAGCGAGCAUUGAAGCGAGGAAUAGAAGGGGAGAAACGCCCUUGUUGAUGGCGGCGAGGCUGGGAAGAAAGAUUGCCCUGAGCGUGCUGUUGGAGCAGGGGGCCAACAUGCGAGCGAAAGACAGGUGGGGUAGGGGGGUUUUGGAGAUUCUGGACUGGGGGGUCUUGGAUUGUAAUGGUUCUGCUAGUAAAACCCAGGAAGAAAGCUUAACUGGCAGAGAAAAGGGGAUAAAAGAGAGGGAGGAGUUGGCGCUUUAUGCUAGGUUGGAGGCUUGUAGGGGUUUGUUGACGAGACGGAGGGAUUGGGUAGUUGGGUACGUGAGUGAGAAGGAGGAGUAUGGAAUGGGCGUGGUGGGGGAGUGGAGGGUCCAAGGACGACUUGAGACAGAUGCAGAGGAGAGGGAGGUGUGUAUGUGAAGUAGUAGGCGAUGGGUGGAAUUGAUAUAUGGUGGCCGGCAUUGAGAUUUGAGGUGGAGCAAAAAAUAAGAUUUCGACAACAGGCAUGGGUAUGGGCAGGACAUUCGGCGCAGUAUUGGCUUCGGCAUCAAUAGACUUGGUUCGCAUGGCAGGCGGGAAACAGACUACGGAUCAACAUACCUCUACCUACUACAUA